AUGAAGCCAUUUGUCGGUUAUAUUGAAGAAGAAAAAAAGGUUGAAGAAGAGGCUCCAAUUAAAAAAUUGCCAGCCAAAAUUCUUGGCGUCAUUUUUGGAAAGGUAAAUACUUUUGUAAUUUUUUGUGGUAUUUUCAUUUUUUGGUCAGUUAGCUUCGAACAAAAUUACAAAAAAAGAGAACCAUAUUGGAUUACUGUAGUUGAUUUUUUCGGCCCAAAGAGAUAUGAAUGAUUUUGAGAAAACUCAACGCAACUUUUCAAAGAAUUUUUUCUAUAUUCCAAAUUUUACUGUUUUUCAGCUCGAAUACGAAGAUGCUCAAAAAUUGAAAAACUCGUCAACAUCUCUAUUAAAUGCCUAUAAAUUAGAACGUCGAAUGAUCAAUGGUCCAGAAUGUGAUGCUCAUGUUUAUUACAAAAACAAGGAACUUCGAUUGGAAAUAACAAUCAUUCGAAAAAUUCGAUGGACCAGAAUUCUUCCAUGGAAAAGAAUAGUCAAAUUGACAAAAACUGUUCCAUUGAAUCAGUGGGAAUAUUUUUUCAAAAAUGCUAAAUGCGAAAAACUAAUUGUAACUGUAGACGAAGAAAUUCCAUUGGAGAUUUUGAGGAAAAUUUUGUGCUGUAAAUCGAUCAGAGUUUUUAGAUGUUUUGGGAAAUCAAUCAAUCAGAUGACUGUUGAUCUUAUUGCAAAAUAUCAACCUAAAAGUUUUAGAUUCGUUGGAAAUCAUUGGAUUUCGCAAAUGAUGGAUGUCCCAAAAUUAUCAGCUGUUAUGGUUGAAUGUUUUGAAAAUAUUGAUGAUAUUUUUGAAGCAAUGAAAUUCACUUAUAAUUUGAUAAUUAGUUUGAAACCGGAAAUUUAUGAAGAAAACGAACAUUCUUUAAUUGUGAGUUUUUUUUUAUAAACUCCUUCAAAAUAUCAUAAAUCCACGUCAUUAUUUCAUAUUAAAUUUUUUCUAUUUUCAGAAACUCAAAGAUAACGAAGAAUAUAAGCCAUUAUAUUUAUUUAAAUUUGCUAAGAAUACAGAUGAACAACAAGUUGGAUCAAUCAAGAAAUAUUUGGAAAACAGUAUCUCAAAUGUUUAUGGAUGUAAUCUGGACAUCAAUGUUGUCAGAGAUACCAAUGACCUUUUUAUAUUGUGUAGAUCGAAAUUUGUUGAUCUAUAA
Messenger RNA from Caenorhabditis angaria, 1160 nucleotides. The record is from the annotation of a GenBank genome assembly. Lineage: Eukaryota; Metazoa; Nematoda; Chromadorea; Rhabditida; Rhabditidae.